Merops nubicus (carmine bee-eater) is the source of this 450-nucleotide messenger RNA. Its product is annotated as chymotrypsin-like elastase family member 2A. The transcript is spliced from 4 exons. NCBI's taxonomy places the organism in Eukaryota, Metazoa, Chordata, Aves, Coraciiformes, Meropidae. Gene Ontology annotation, biological process: proteolysis. The record is from RefSeq and is a predicted model, not a curated record. Bases 1 to 450 code for a protein of 149 amino acids. Gene Ontology annotation, molecular function: serine-type endopeptidase activity.
AUGCCGCUCCCGGAGAGGGAAGGAGAGAAGGACUUGGGGGCGUUGGUGGUUUUAGGACGUGGCCCAUUUAGAUUAGCCAUUAGGAAAAAGUUCUUUACAGGGGCAAUCUCUGGAAGUCCCCUGAGGGAUGCUCUUCAGGAGGAUGUGCUGACGGAGCGAGUAAUUGGAGGCCACGAGGCCAAACCACACAGCUGGAAGUGGCAGGUGUCGCUUCAGACUGGCUAUGCUGCCUACCCAGGGCACUACCGUCACAUUUGUGGUGGAACCCUUCUCACAGGCCAAUGGGUCAUGACCGCAGCCCAUUGCCUCACCAUGCCCCCAGGAGCAAGCUAUCGAGUGGUUCUGGGUGAGCACAAUCUCUCAGAGGUGGAUGGUGCUGAGUACUCUAUUGGUGUGGAUAGAAUCUUCAUUCAUCAGGGCUGGAAUCCCAAAGAGAUCAGCCAUGGGUAA